AAUUACAGAGGUAAUGCACGUUCUCAUUCCGCAACCAAUCGUAAAAGACUAAUCUACUUAAUAGUCCAGGCUACCAGGUUAUAACUUCAAAGUUCUUACCCAUUCAUCCUUCUGCGCUUAUAUAGUACGCAUGAUCAUAAUACUGCCUCGUUGAAAUGGAGCGUCCUUCUACGCCUCCGCACGCGGCAAACGCUAACCUCUCUAAACCCAUACCAUCCCCUCCUACACCUGAAAUUACCCGUCGCAUAGAAGAGAAUCGCCUCCGAGCUAAGGCAUUACGCGAACAACACGAGUCCGCCGCUCGAGCAUCUGGCGCCCCUUCUAUCUCUCGCACUCCAUCUGGCUUCAUUGCCACCGAUAAUGUCCGAGUUCCGAACACACGCAAGCGUGCUCACGAUGCUAUAUCUGGUAGCGUUCGAGUCCGCGAGACUCCGUCUACAAGCCGCGACGGUCGCGCUAAUGGCGCAUCACCUGCUAAGACUGCUUCUGGCGACAGUGCCGACCAGGCAAAGAAGGACAAAGAUGAUGGGGCAAUUAGACCCGCAAGGAAGUUUACCAAGUUCGUCGACUACGACUUGGGCAAGAUGACAGAUACGAAAGGUGGUUUCCUGAGUGCCGAGGACGAUCCUUGGAACAAAGCCAUGUCGGGGUCUACUACGAAGGGGAACGGAAAGGGUAGCGGGCCUAACGAAGGACAAGAAGAGAGGCCUAAGGGCAUGUCAUUGCAGGAGUGGGAAAGACGGCAGUUACUGAAGAAGCUCCAACGGCAGAAAGCAGGACCAUUUGAACCAGGUAUAAGCGUGCUACGGGAUGAAAAGGAGCGGAAGAGGUGUCGCGAGUGCAGGAGUCUCGAAAUCGACUUCGUAUGGGAGGAGGUUUUUGGGUGUGCUGUCUGCAACAGUUGCAAGGACAAGUACCCUGAGAAAUACAGUCUUCUGACCAAGACGGAGUGUAGGGAGGACUAUCUUCUUACGGAGCCAGAGCUGAAGGACGAAGAAUUACUACCCCACCUCUCAAAGCCAAACCCGCACAAGUCCCACUGGCAUGAUAUGAUGCUGUUCCUUCGGUACCAGGUCGAGGAGUACGCAUUUAGCGAUAAGAAGUGGGGGUCGGCAGAAGCGCUGGACGCCGAGUUCGAGCGUCGCGAGGCGGAGAAGAAGAAACGGAAAGAAGCUAAAUUCAAGGAAAAGCUGUUAGACUUGAAGAAGCGGACGAGAACGGAAGCGUAUCGGAGGCAAGCAGGAAAGCUCGGAGGAGACGGAGCUACUGGCGGUAAGAAAGCCAAAUUCGGCGACACGAUUUCGACCGGUGGCAAACAUGUUCACGAAUGGGGACGAGUUAUCGAGAAAGAAGACGGAUCAACAGUGAAGACGUGCACGACCUGCGGUAUGGAAGUUGAGGAAAUGGAGUUUUAGGGGUUACGAAUAGUGGCACCCAGUUAUGCAGUAUUAUAUAGAGAAUUGCAUAGAGAAUUGUAUAGAGAGCACUACAUGCUAGGUACCUAAUUGGCAGUUCGUUUAUGGAGACAGCUAAUAGCCUAAUAGUCACAAAGUUGAUGAGAUCGAGAUUCGUGUUCCCAAUCCACGCGCCAAUGCUACUCUUACGCACAAUGACAAAUCAUACAGAGCUGUAAACUCGUCCUUAUUUAUUGUAGGCCGACAGAGCGAGAUAAUCCUAUAGCUAGAAUACUUAUGAC
Messenger RNA from Daldinia caldariorum, 1696 nucleotides. Its product is annotated as DNA repair protein. Bases 156 to 1415 code for a protein of 419 amino acids. Gene Ontology annotation, cellular component: nucleotide-excision repair factor 1 complex. Gene Ontology annotation, molecular function: damaged DNA binding. NCBI's taxonomy places the organism in Eukaryota, Fungi, Ascomycota, Sordariomycetes, Xylariales, Hypoxylaceae. The transcript is spliced from 2 exons. Gene Ontology annotation, biological process: UV-damage excision repair; nucleotide-excision repair involved in interstrand cross-link repair; base-excision repair. The record is from RefSeq and is a predicted model, not a curated record.